UUUUUCUAUGUAGUCACCACUUAAUACUGACGAUAGCAUUGGAUAGAACAAUUUUUAUCAAAUGGCUGACUAUACACUAAAUUAAAACCAAACAAAUUGCUUAGAUAUUUUAGGUACAUAGGUGGGAAUCUUCAUUUAGUAGAAAUUUGAAUUUUUCUAAGUGAUGAUAGGUAGAACUGGUUAAUCUAAGUAAUUGAUUAGGAUUUUAGACUCCAAAUGUUUUUAAAGUGUACGCUGCAAACGAUUAAGGUGAGUAGAUUGAACAAAAAGAAUUAUUCAAGUGUAAGGAAAAAUCUUCAAAUUGCGCAAGACUGACAUUAAGGUAACUCUUAUUAUAACAUUGAGUCCAUCUUUUCGACCAUUUGAGAUGUUUGUUAGUAAUUACGGAUGCAAAGACUUUCAACCUAAUAUGGAUCAAAUGUUCUAGGAAAACUCUGAUCGCAUUAUUUUUAAAUUUGAUAGAAAGUACGUGUGUACUUGCUGCUGUUUGAAUAGGUUUUUAUGCGUAUUUAUUGAUAUUCAGGCCACGCUUAGAUGUAUAAUAUGUUGAAAAUGGUUAAAACAGGAAUUUAGGUUAUAUUGUCAAUCCAUGGUAUUGUUGUACUCUUGGUUGUCAUAUCUUUGAUUCAGAAAAUAAAUUGAAAUACAUUAUAGAGGGUAGUUGUUGUUAAUGUUAUUUUUGGUGCAGAUGUCCUUGUAGUGAUUAAUGCAAUCAUGUAGAAUUUCAUAUCAAAACCCCAAAUGGAGAAGUAAAUAAUUGAGCUAGUUAUUUGAGGUUGUAGCUCCAAUGAAUAAGAUAGUGAAAGGUUGCUGUCAAAAUUGGGCUGACUUCACUGAUAAUAUUAGUGUUGUAUUUCCUUAAAAUGCAUCGAAAGAAGAUAAAGCUUUAAUUUUAGCAGCCACAAUUUUGUUUGAGUAUAUGUACUUUGAGAACAAGGAUGGUCCACAACCAACAAAUUGA
Paramecium octaurelia is the source of this 961-nucleotide messenger RNA. Lineage: Eukaryota; Ciliophora; Oligohymenophorea; Peniculida; Parameciidae. The record is from the annotation of a GenBank genome assembly.